AUGGCUAUUGAUAAUUCAAGAGAAAAGCGUGAAACAAUGCAAGCCAGCUCUGAUCAUAUCGACGAUUUACACGCUUUUCAAGAGCAGGAUAUUGCCUCUGAGAAAGAGGUCACUGAUAACAACUUUGGCAUGACAGAAGAAGAAUUCAUUGCUCACGAGAAGAGUUUGGUGAGGAAACUCGACUAUACACUCGUCCCUAUGCAGCUCAAGAUCCAGUACAAUGGUUGA
Messenger RNA from Colletotrichum fioriniae, 228 nucleotides. The record is from RefSeq and is a predicted model, not a curated record. NCBI's taxonomy places the organism in Eukaryota, Fungi, Ascomycota, Sordariomycetes, Glomerellales, Glomerellaceae.